Molecule: messenger RNA, 1938 nt
Organism: Penaeus monodon (black tiger shrimp)
Lineage: Eukaryota; Metazoa; Arthropoda; Malacostraca; Decapoda; Penaeidae
Exons: 10
Coding region: 191-1795 (534 amino acids)
Biological process (GO): glutathione metabolic process
Molecular function (GO): glutathione transferase activity
Source: RefSeq, a predicted model, not a curated record
CUGCAAAGCAGUGGCCCAACGGGAAGGUCUGUGACAUAAAUUUUACGGAAGACGUUAACGCGAUUCAUGCAUCCGUCACCGCCUUACGAUUUACCGGACGUUUCACCUGAGUCGCGCGCGAGGAACCUGCAGUCACCCUUCCGACGCCGAAGAGGAAACACCUACUGACAGUCCCCAGCCAUCCGCCACCAUGGUUGUCACGCUCUAUUACAUGAAGCCCUCCCCAUUCACCCGGCCGGUCCUCCUGACGAUGAAGGCCCUUGGGGUCACGCUGGAGCUCAAGGAAGUUAACACCUUCAAGGGGGAGCAGCUGAAGCCCGAGUUCGUGGCCAUCAACCCGCAGCACACAGUGCCAACGCUGGUCGACGGAGACCUCACAGUCUGCGAAAGCAAAGCCAUUUGCACGUAUUUGAUUGCCAAACAUGGUAAGGACGACGACCCGCUCUACCCGAGGGAUCCGAAGGUGCGCGCCAGGGUCGACAGCCUCCUGUACUUCGACAUGGGGACUCUCUGGUCUCGAUUCAGCGCCUACUUUUUCCCGAUCCGCUCCGGCAAGGCGACGCCCGAGGCGUCCCAGGAGAGCCUGGGCAAGUUCCACGAGGCGCUGGGCUGGCUGGACGGUUUCCUGACGAGGGGCCGCUUCGCCGCGGGGACCGACCACGUGACCGUCGCCGACCUGGUGCUCGUGGCCAACGUGUCGGGCUUCGAGGCUGGCGGCCUCUUGCCCGACAAGUACCGCAACAUCCGGGCGUGGCUGGACAGGUGCAAGAGCGAGGUGGCCGGCUAUGAGGAGGCCAACGGCGAGGGAGUCAAGUUCUUUGGCGAGUUCGUCAAGUCGACGCUCCAGGGGGCCGAGACCAGAAAGAAGACCAGCGGAGGAAGCGACGUGCCCGAGGGAGUGAGUCAAGGGCAGAAUGCCCCGCCCCUUGAUGUUGACGUCAUGAUCAAAAGCAGGCCGUGCGAAAACGGCGUGAGAACAAACUCCGUCUACGUUAUAACUCUUAUGAAAGUUUACGUCUUAUGGCUGUGUUCCGUCCCUGAUUGCGUGCAAGGUCAUCCUGACAUGGCUGACUAUUAUCAGAAAACUCCAGUCAACGGUCGGACGUAUUCUGUUCCACUCUUCCACCAGUGCCUCCUCCGAACUACCGCCAGGAUGACCAUCGACUUCUAUUACUUUUUGCCGUCGCCCUUCUGCCGCUCUGUCCUGCUUACCGCUCGCGCCCUCGGACUCAACCUUAACCUGAAGGAAACGAACGUGUGGGAGGGAGACCAGAAGAAGUCCGAGUUCGUUGCUCUGAAUCCCCAGCACAGCGUCCCCACUCUGGUCGACGGAGACUUGACUCUGUGGGAAAGCCGGGCAAUCUGUACCUACCUGGCGUCUCGGUACGGCAAGGAUGACUCCCUCUACCCGCAGGACCCAAAAGUGAGGGCCAGGGUCGACGGCCUCCUGUACUUCGAUAUGGGGACACUGUGGCCCCGCUUCAGGAACACUCUUAGCGCCAACCCGACGCAGGAGAGCUUGGACAAGUUCCACGAGGCGCUGGGCUGGCUGGACGGCUUCCUGGGCCGAGGGCGCUUCGCCGCCGGGACUGACCAUGUGACCGUCGCCGACCACGUGCUGGUGGCCAACGUGGCUUCGUUCGAGGCGGCCGGACGCCUGCCGGGGACGCACCAGCAGAUCGGCGCCUGGCUGGAGAGAUGCAAGAGGGAGAUGCCCGGCUACGAGGAGGCCAACGGCAAGGGCGCUAAGAGGCUUGCCGAACGCCUCCGGGCGACGCUAGGCGGCGGGUCGUAGGAAGGGGCGGGGUAUGAGACGGGCAUUGUGAGGGCUGGGCGAGGCGAUGGGUCAGCCACGGGAAUAAAUCCCAUUCGGGGUCAGAUUAAUAGGAUGAAUGAGGCUGAAGGUCGAAAGUUUCAGAAAUGAAAUAUCAAUGUCUU